Messenger RNA from Oryza sativa Japonica Group (Japanese rice), 654 nucleotides. Lineage: Eukaryota; Viridiplantae; Streptophyta; Magnoliopsida; Poales; Poaceae. The record is from RefSeq and is a predicted model, not a curated record.
AUGGCGGUGAGAGUUGAGAACGUAGAGUUCAACGUGAGGACAGGCAACUACCCUGAAUUCAUGAACAACCUUCGCGACAGGCUCGCGGAGCAUCCUGACCUCGACGACGUCUACGCCGGCUGUCCCGUACUCGCGAUGCAACGAUGCCCAAAACAGCCGGCGAGGUGGAUGUACAUCAACCUGGUGGGCAACGGCGACGACAGAGCAACCUUAGCCGUCCGGGAUGACAAUGUCAACCUCAUCGGCUUCAGGAACCUGAAAGGACAAUGGUUCCACAUGGGCUUCUCGGGGAUGAGCAAGCCGAUUCUCCCUGAGCCAUCCACAUUUCUGGGAUGCGACGGCAGCUACCCAAGCUUACUUGGUGGUCGCGAUGAAGACGACGUUAAGAAUAUGUUGGUUAAUGAUAUUGACCUGCGACAGGUCGUCCUGCUGGAUGCCGUCCAUAAGCUGUCGGGCUACGAACAACCACCUGAUCCAUAUGGCGCUGCAGACGAUGACACCAAACUGGAUCUGGUGCACCUGACCGUCGUCUUCUGCGAGGGCGCGAGGAUGGCUCUGCACUACGACGCCGUGAACGAUGGCCAAAUCAGCCUCAACGAGCGGCAAGUAGAUUACUUGCGCUCGCCGUGUAGUGCUACUGGUGCUCAACACUAG